AUGGGUCCCGAGCUCCUACCGGAGAUCUUCGUCCACAUUGCCCAGAUCCUUGUCGAGGAGCAGAAAUUGGCGACUCUCCUUUCCCUCUCCAUGACAUGCAAAGACAUUUACGACCUCUUGGUCCCCAUACUGUAUAAACGCAUCAACGUAUCCAAAUGUAAUGUCCAAAAUUUGUUUUGGGGUAUACUACCUAAUGCUUUUGAGAAGGAAGGACCUAACAGCAGUGCGACAAGCAAAGAUAUAGGUGAAAAGAUGAGAGCGCAAUGGAGUUUGUGGCCUGAUAUCGCUCUUUCGGAUGAUGAUGAUGAGGAUGAGGAGGAUAGGGAAACUUACUCGCAAUCAAAGAAAUGUGACCAUAUUUACCCUAGCACAUCUACAAAUCAUAACAAGCUCUUUUACCUCCUUCAAACCCAACAUCUAUCCAUUUCUUCCCUCCCUUCCUUCCCUCUCUCAUCGGACCUAUUGCAUCUAUUCCCCACGAAGACACCCGAUAAAUUCAUGAGGAUCCUAUCUAACCUGGAAAUAUUGCAUCUAACCUCUCAGUUCGUAUGCGACUUAUCAAAAUGGUUUAAUCUACAUACCACUAACCCUCGAAGAGAGCAUUUGAGAAGACAUCCAUUCUUACAAUUCCUCUUACUUUCCAUACCCAAUCCUAUCAAAAUCAGCAUUGAUUAUCCUACUUUCACCUCCCGAACCAAAGAGAGAUUUAUUGAAAAGCGAUUCGGCUCAGCUGAAGUUCUCAGACGGUGCGGGAUUAGCGAAGAGUCUCGUAGGAGGAGGAUGGAAGUAGAAUGGGACCGGUUCAUAUCACAUGAUAGUUCUUUGGGGUUAACACCUUUACCCUAUUUUUAUAGAGGGGCGGAAUUGGUAUUUAGGAACGUAAGUGUACAGGAUAUCCCUCCGGUUCGAUGUAAGGCUAUAACAGUCAUUUUCGCAAAUACCAACCUUCGAGACGAAGAUGGAGAUGGGAUUAAGAUUGAUCGGAGGAUCGAACAGAUUGUAGACCUGUUAGAACCGAAGAACAAGAAUUUAAUGAUGGCGGCUCAACAAGUCAGAAAUUGGAGAUUUGUAAAUGCUGAAGUGAGUAAAGAUAAGAAAGUGGAGAAAGCGGUGAGGAUUACGUCGAGAGAAAUCGACAUUACAAGGGUAUCGUUCUCGUCAUACUCGAAUAGCCUGGUGGAUCUUGAUGAUACCCAUGAAAUGUAG
Molecule: messenger RNA, 1206 nt
Organism: Kwoniella mangroviensis CBS 8507
Lineage: Eukaryota; Fungi; Basidiomycota; Tremellomycetes; Tremellales; Cryptococcaceae
Exons: 2
Coding region: 1-1206 (401 amino acids)
Source: RefSeq, a predicted model, not a curated record